This is a messenger RNA of Puntigrus tetrazona (Sumatra barb), 2742 nucleotides long. RefSeq names its product cell death specification protein 2. NCBI's taxonomy places the organism in Eukaryota, Metazoa, Chordata, Actinopteri, Cypriniformes, Cyprinidae. Bases 1206 to 1685 code for a protein of 159 amino acids. Gene Ontology annotation, cellular component: nucleus. The transcript has 2 exons. Gene Ontology annotation, biological process: regulation of DNA-templated transcription; circadian rhythm. The record is from RefSeq and is a predicted model, not a curated record. Gene Ontology annotation, molecular function: DNA binding; DNA-binding transcription factor activity.
UCUCUUCGCAACCACCGCCACCCAAAGCCUGAGAUAUGCUCCAGCACCCGUUGAACAGCACCCGAUUUUUUUUUUUCAAGCGAACAAUACAUGACCCAUUUUUUAUCUUGAAAACACAGCUUUAAAAUGUCAAGCGUGGCUAAUUCUUCAAGUUUUGUAACCGAAGGUGAUGCACAGCAUUACAUGAGAUGACUUUGCGCUAUGCAUUUAAUAGUGAAGAUUUUCGCUUAUUUUUUACUUGUUUGUUGUAGCCGGUGGAACUUCAAUGAGUUUGUAUAAGCCUGUAGUGCAAGCUACAGACCUGCAUUAUGCUUCACAUGCAACGACACAGAUUUAGUCAUAAUCUAGAACACGAAAACAAUUUCUGAGGAAAUUUGGAAGGGCAGUCCCAGAUACGCAAACUCUGCAAAACUGAAUGAUUUUUUUUCAUGCAUGUCAUUCUUAGUAAUCUAUUCUUUUUUUUACCCACAAUUGAGAUCUUGUUUUACGUGAUCUUAACCAUCUUCAGCUUCAGCUUCUGCUAGAGCACUUUCUUAUGAUAGAGCACUUUCUGAAUAAUUCGGUUUACUAGGAAAUGAUGAACGAAUACGUUAAAUUGCGCCGUUUGCAUUUUAGACAUUAUUAUCAAAGUGGUGUACAAUUUACAGAAGAAUGCAAUAAACGAUACUAGCAUGCGCUGUUUGAAUUGUGGGCGAAAUAACCUCAAUGUGAACAUACAACAACAUUGAUGGGCCUCGGUGCUGUAUGUAUGGCCAAUCGCAUUAAUGCGCUAGCUAUGGUUGAAGUGUGGGAUUGUUACUUCACAGGGCAUCCAUGAGAAUUAAAAAUAAAUGUAUAAAUAAAAUGUACUUUCACAAAGGUGAAAACAAAACACCAAGGUGCUGAGUGCGCCAGAAAAAAAUUAUUUUAUUCAUUCUUUUCAAGUAGAACAAACAAAAAAGUGAGUCAUAACUCAAACCACUGGUUUGAGAUACUUGUUUGCAAGUCUCCGCCUCCAUAUCUAAGGAAGGAAGAUGUGGUCCUCACCUACUACAGCUCCGUUUCAUGCAAUAGGCAUAUGUGCAGAUUACAUGUGCCACCCUGACUGCCAUUGGUUGACAGAGUUUGUCUGCAUGUUUCCACCCGAAGAGUUUUAGUUUUAAGCCGAUAUCCUUUAAUUCAUCGUUACUUUCUAGCAUCAUUCGUGUGACAGCGCUGUAAGAACAAUGAGUACUAUGAGAAGUCCCGAGCACCUAGCAGAUACUUGUCUUCCCUCCUCCUCGGGUGAGAGCAAAGAUGACCCUGGAGGUCUAAGAAGGCUCCUGCCCCUCACCAGCUCAUCAGUACUGGCACGACGACUGUUUCACCUCCAGCCAUACCGCAACCCACUCCUGCCCAACAGACGACGCAAACGCGAGAUGAUGCCAGCUGAGAAAAAGGACGCAUCCUAUUGGGUGAAGCGGAAGAAGAACAACGAGGCCGCCAAGCGCUCUAGAGAGAAGCGACGACUCAACGACUUCAUGCUGGAGGGGCAACUUAUGGCACUGAGCGAGGAGAACGCCCAGCUCCGGGCCGAGGUGCUGAGUUUGCAGUAUCACAUGGGAGUUGGGCGAGGUCUGGAUGUCAGUCAUCCCAUAGUCCCCUCCCCUAUCCAUCUGCGUCCCAUCUCAAGCCUUCCCUGUGGGGUAACGCUCCAGAAGCUCUAGAGCUGUACCACUCUUGGAACGGCUCGUCUCCGUUCAUCUCGCCCCUGAGGGUGCCUCAUAAAAGUGCCAGCCUAGCUACACAGAUUAGCCACUUGGACAACAGUGCUGACCCAGUAGAGGCAGACACAGCGUCUCACCCACAGGUCUCUUCCAGCAACGACCCACCAAGCCACCCACAACAGUUUCCUGCCCAGAGAGCAUCACCGCCCCCUCCUCAGCUGCUACCUGGGUUGAGCCAGUCCACCACCCAACACAGCAACCAUAUGCUGCCUUGGGGCUCGCCGUCUUUGCGACCAUCUCCCCUUCAUCCCAACUGGCCGCUGUCCUUUCCUUUGUCGCUGCGAGACACAGACGAAUCUCGUAACGGUGUAAGGUCCCUGUGGAACUUCAACAGCAGGUACAGCAUGCUAUCCGCUGAGAUCUCAGGACAACUGAGGAGGAUCUUUUGCUCCGAGAACUCUUAAUCAGCAAUAACGCUGCCUGAACAGUAUUUCAUUGAUAAUCCCUCUUGAAAAAAAGCAGCAUAUGCUGGUUAGGUAGGUAGCUGGGAUAUAGGUUUAAGCUGGUUCAUGCUGGUUCUAAGCUGGUUUAUGCUGGUCACAAGCUGGCAAAGGACCAGAAUAAACCUCAUAAACCAGCAUCCCAGGUUCAAAUAAUACCUAACCAGCAUAUGCUUUUUUUCAGCAGUCACAACCUGCUAAAAAGGCAUUGUUCAACAAAAACUAAUUGUAGAUUUACGUCUGUUGUUCCGAACAUCUGUAUAGGGCACAAACAUUUUAAAAAAUGUCUUUGUGCUUUUUGUCCAUACAGUGAGAGUCACUGGGGUGUAGUGUUGCUUUUAGACCCCAUUGGCUUUCAUUAUGUGUCGAAAUAUCUUCCACUGAAGAAGGAAAGAGAAAGAUAUGGGUGAACUAUUUCUUUGAGGUAUUAGCUGUGCUUAAUGUAGUGAAGUGCAAGCCAGUCUCUUCAUACGGCCUAGCAAAUGAUAGACUUGGAUACAAUCGAAAUGUUUAUUCUGCAAAAAUGUGGCCACUUGUAAUAAAAAAGUAGUUAAUCA